Molecule: messenger RNA, 1239 nt
Organism: Naegleria gruberi
Lineage: Eukaryota; Heterolobosea; Eutetramitea; Acrasida; Naegleriidae
Exons: 1
Coding region: 1-1239 (412 amino acids)
Source: RefSeq, a predicted model, not a curated record
AUGGUUCAAUGUUGCGAUAAGUGUAAACAAGUGGAGGAGACAACACCAGCCUCUCAUCACUGCCCACAAUGUGCUCUCUAUUUUUGUGAGAGUCAUUUGGAGCUUCAUAAUGCUGCAAAGAAGACUUCCGGGCAUGCGGAUCAAGUGAUUGAUAUUAAUUCAAAACCUGUUUACAUGUGUGAUGAGUGUUUGGAAAUGAAGGAGAAGAAAUUGUUGGAUACAUGUUUGAAGGCUAGUCAUCAUUGUCAUGAAUGUAAAUUAAAUUUAUGUAAAAAUCAUGUCGAGUUGCACAAGAUUUCAACUCUGAGUAAAUCACACACUCCAGAAAUUAGAGUGAUUGGAAAGGGAGGUGAUGUUCCAUUUAGUGGAAAUUUCACACUUGUUGGUACUUUGGAAAUUGAAAAACAAACUCUUGGCACUAGAAAAUCAUUUGAUGUUAAAGUGAGUGCCAAGAAUCAAGAGAUUUACAUGUCUUAUGAAUAUAGUAUGAUUGCUGUUUUUGAUAGCAAGACUAGAGAGCCAAAGAGAACGAUCAAGGCUCCUUCCACUGCUCGUUGGAUGUGCUUGUGUGAUAAUGAUGAAGCAAUGAUCUUGUGUUGUGGUUGUAAUAUUUACAAAAUUAAAGUUGAGAGUGGUGAAGUUGUGUGGAAAUUUGAUCAAUCAAGAGGUGAAAGUAAUGACAGAUUCUCUGAUCAUACUACUUGUGUGGUCGAUCCUUUGGAUGGUUCUGUAUUUGUUGCUGAUUGUUUCAAUUCAAGAAUUCAAGUCUUCUCCAGUGCAGGUCAAUAUUUAAGAACAAUGAAGGGAGAGAUUGGAAGCGACAUUGCUGAAAUUUACGAUCCUUACUGUAUUGGGUUGACAGCCGACAAUAAGAAUUUACUUGUCUAUUGCAACAAGACAUAUCACAAGAGAGGAGUUCAAUUAUUUACAAAGGAUGGAGUAUUUGUUAAUAAGGUUUUUGGAUAUGAGAAUUCCACCCUGAAUGCAUUCUGUAAUCCUCCAAUUUAUUGUAUAGUAGAAAAGUGUACUGGCAACUUGAUCAUGUCUGAACCGUCCUCUAAGAAAUUGACUCUCUACGAGUUAACUGAAAAAGAUGGCAAAGUAUUAAUGGCUACAGCAACUGGUUGCUCAACUCAAUUAGGAGAAAGACCAUUCAGACCAUAUGGUAUGGAUAUUGACCCAACUAAUGGCUAUUUGUAUGUCAAUUGUGAUGAAGAUAAGGUUGUUAUUUAUAAAUAA